Molecule: messenger RNA, 1595 nt
Organism: Doryrhamphus excisus (bluestripe pipefish)
Lineage: Eukaryota; Metazoa; Chordata; Actinopteri; Syngnathiformes; Syngnathidae
Gene: nicol1
Product: NELL2 interacting cell ontogeny regulator 1
Source: RefSeq, a predicted model, not a curated record
AAGAACAUGGCGAGCGAUGCGCAUGCGCGUUUAUUGGCCUCAGCUCCAGUAAAACAUUUCUCCUCUGGCUUUCCGAGCUGACCUGCUAUUCUGAGGCUUACAUCGUCGACAGAUUCGGGGUAUUGCAAUCAUGGCAUCCAGAGGACUGAUGCAGGCAGCGACGCUCCUCCUGGCGACACAGCUUCUUCUGUGUCUGGGUGGUGCAGAGGCUGACCAGGAAACGGGGACGGUCAUCCCUGCAGAAAGUCGCCCGUGUGUUGACUGCCAUGCAUUUGAGUUUAUGCAGAGGGCCCUGCAGGACCUAAAGAAGACUGCGUUCAACCUUGACGCCAGGACAGAAACACUGGUGCUGAGGGCUGAGAGGCGGGCUUUGUGUGACUGCAUGCCCAGCUCACUGCGCUGAAGCCACACUGUUCCAAAACUACUCAUGUACAGCAAUUUUUAUUUCAACACACAACGGACACUUUAUUUUUUCUCAUUUCUGUGAUUGAAUGUUGUGAUGAAGCACUUUUUUUAAUCAUUCUAAACAAACCACAGAUGUCUUACAAAGUUGAUUCUUUUGGGGAAUUCUCUUUGUUUAUCUGUUCAUCAUCUUUUCCAAACCACAUUAUGUUGAUUUGUUGAUCUUGUUUUGGUUUGGAAAAAGAAAAAGUAUAAUGUCCAGAGACAUGUCUCAUACAUAUUUGUCGGGCUUCACUUAGCACAGCACUGUAGCAUGAAUUUACAGCACCUUUUGUUACCAUAGAUUGUAUGUAUAGAUUUUGUAUGUAAGAAAUGACCACAAUCCCGUUCAGAUUACCGCAAUAUUGAGAGAUAGUCAUAAUCGUGUUGCCGUUGCUUGUACACGAUGUUGUAAUGUCACACAAGUCUUUGCAUUGUCACGUCUGCGAGAGAAAAAAAAACAUGUGAUUGUGUUGUAGCUCAAGUCGAAUAACGUCAAAAUUUUUGGGUUGCAGAAAAAAGUUGUGAACUUGGGGGUGGGCGGGAGCAAAGACAAAUAAAAUAUGCCAUGAACUUGAUAUCAAAAUGUGAAAAAAAUCGACAUUUUACAGCGACUUCCUAUUUCCACCACAAGAGGGCGCCCCAAGUCAAGCGGGCAGCUGUGUCGCAGCAAUGCAGCAUUCUCCCUUCCCUCCCUACUUUACGACUGCAAGCUGAGGUGAAAUGCUGCAAAUAAGAUGCAUCAAGACUAAAAGCCAAAACACGCCUUGACCUUUAGUGACACACCAAUAAUAUCAGUCUGGGGGCUGGCACUUUGCUGGACUUGCUGCUACUCCACAAAAAACGAAUGAAGUUAAAGUACAGAGGUGUUAAAUGGGCACCAUUAGCCCUAAGCUAUUACAAAAACGGGGCCACGGCCAAAUAUAUAAACCCAAUGUCUAAAAAAAAACAGAGAUUAUUUGAAUUAUUGUGUUUUUCCCCAUUGUAUAUGUCUCUAGUUUUCAUGGAGCUACUCAAAAAUAUUAAACAAAUCAGUUCUGCUUCACAGGAAAUGCAUUUUAAGUCAUGUAAUUCUACACUGUGUUCACAGGAGGGCGCCAUACAUUAAAACCAGUACCGUAACGUGAAAUUAAUUAAAGCUAUUUCUUAUUUGA